GACCCGAAGAAGAAGAAGAGGUCGAUUUUGACAAGAAGGAAGAGUGAUGGAGUUGGGUGGCGGAGAGAAAAAACGAGUGGUGGUGGUCGGAGGCGGCGUCGCUGGCUCUCUUCUUGCAAAGUCUCUGCAAUUCAACGCUGAUUUCACCCUCAUUGAUAAGAAGGAAUAUUUUGAGAUUCCAUGGGCAAGCUUGAGGACCAUGGUGGAGCCCUCAUUUGGGGAGAGAUCUGUGAUCAACCAUAGAGAUUACCUCACUAAUGGCCAUCUUAUUACAUCCGGAGCAAUCAAUAUCACUGACACUGAAGUGUUGACUGGAGAAGGCCGUCUGAUUCCCUAUGACUACCUUGUCAUUGCCACUGGCCAUGCAGAUUCUGUUCCAAAAAGUAAGACUGGGAGGCUUAAGGAAUUCCAAGAAGAUAAUCAGAAGAUAAGAUCAGCUAAUUCCAUUUUGAUUGUUGGAGGAGGACCUACUGGUGUAGAACUUGCUGGAGAAAUUGCUACUGAUUUUCCAGAUAAGAAAAUUACUCUGGUUCAUACUGGAUCAAGGUUGUUGGAAUUCAUUGGACCAAAAGCUGCAGACAAGACUCUUAAUUGGUUUCAGUCAAGGAAUGUUGAAGUGAUAUUGGAGCAAUCAGUCAAUUUAAACAAUAUCACUGACUCACCUGGAAGCAAAACCUAUCAGACUUCAGAAGGACAAACGUUCCAAGCAGAUUGUCAUUUCUUCUGCAUAGGGAAACGUCUCGGUUCAGCAUGGCUCAAAGAAACAGUUCUGAAGAGUAGCUUGGAUAUUCAUGGGAGAUUGGUAGUUGACCAGAAUUUGAGAGUCAAAGGGAGAAAAAACGUCUUUGCAAUCGGAGACAUUACUAAUAUUCCAGAAAUCAAGCAAGGGUAUUUGGCGCAAAAACAGGCUUUGGUGGCUGCAAAGAACUUAAAGCUAUUACUUGCAGGUGGAAGAGAAAGUAAAAUGGCAACUUAUGAAGCUCAUUCGGGGGUGGCACUUGUUUCACUAGGAAGGAAACAUGGGGUUGCACAGUUCCCAUACACUACUUGUAUUGGACGCAUUCCUGGACUGAUCAAAUCUAAAGAUCUUUUUGUGGGGAAGACCAGGAAGCAGCUGGGGCUAGAAGAAGCCUAGAAGCAGCUACAUCUACAAAUAUAAUUUGGAUUGUAAGUGAAUACAGACUCUUCAUUCUUCUUUUUGGUCGGGUACAUAUAUGAGCAGCAUGCAUAACGAGUGAUGUAUAUAUAUACAUAGAAUUCAAUAGUUUUUUUUGUUUUAUGAUUGUUCUCAUCUGGAUCAGUCACUUUGUUGUUUAUUACAAGUCUUGUUACAGUAUUUAAGGGUGGAAAAUUUGAACAUGUGACUAUUUGUUAUUUAGUUAUGUUAAAUCUGGUCUUCUUAUCAUAAUAUCAAGUACGCCAAACACAUUUGGGUCA
This is a messenger RNA of Fragaria vesca subsp. vesca, 1437 nucleotides long. Its product is annotated as apoptosis-inducing factor homolog B-like. The transcript is spliced from 4 exons. Gene Ontology annotation, cellular component: cytoplasm. Gene Ontology annotation, molecular function: electron-transferring-flavoprotein dehydrogenase activity; flavin adenine dinucleotide binding. The record is from RefSeq and is a predicted model, not a curated record. Lineage: Eukaryota; Viridiplantae; Streptophyta; Magnoliopsida; Rosales; Rosaceae. Bases 47 to 1135 code for a protein of 362 amino acids.